UCUCUUCUUGCUCCCUAUUGGGCUUAAGAGGUUCCUGUUUGGGGGCGGAGCCUUCAGGUGGGAGGAGAGAAGGGAUGCCUCCGAGUUGACCAGGAACCCAGGAGAGCAGGGCGCAGUGACCGCUUAUCUACUUUGCUUGGGGGAGGCAUGGCGAGAGUAGGCGGAUCAAUGGGUUUGCGCUGGUGCCUGGGAGCCCGCAGGCAUGCUUCCGGGAUGGACGGCUGCAGACGGGAGCGGGAAGGUCCUUAGCCCCUUGGAUAUUCUCAGUGCACGCCCCAUGAACCCACCACACAGCGCUGGACUUGUUCGUUCCCCGGAACUAGCAUUUUUAUUUAGAAAAGGAAUGCUGUUGGCCAAGAACUGUUGGGUCUCAUCUCUCUGAGCAGCAUGGCCCUCCUGCAGCCUCGAAGGACCUAUCGAGCAGCCCUUUGUACUGAGCUGACAAAGCCAUUGACUAUCAGGGACAUCCCAUCCGCUCCACUGCAACCGGAUGAGGUCAGAGUUCGUGUCCGUUGCUGUGGGUUAAAUUUUGCUGAUAUCCUGGCUUGCCAUGGUCUUUACCAAGAUAAGCAUCCCCUUCCAUUUACCCCAGGAAUGGAAUUUUCAGGGGAUGUGCUGGAAAUUGGUGCAGCCAUCAGCAGCAUGAAGAAGGGGGACCGUGUAAUUGGCCUGGCCAACAUCAAAGCUAUGGCUGAGGAGUACAUUGCUGAUCAAAAGCUGCUCUGGACAAUCCCACAGGGACUUUCUUACGAAGAUGCUGCAGCGCUGCCUAUCUCCUAUGGAACAGCCAUCUUGGCUCUUAAACACAGAGCCCAGACACAGCCAGGAGAGACUGUUCUGGUGACAGCUGCUGCUGGUGCCACAGGACUUGCAGUUGUGGAUGUUGCAACAAAUAUUCUAAAGGCAAAGGUAAUAGCAGCAGCAGGAAGUCAACAGAAAUGCCACUUGGCUCUCCAGAAGGGGGCUUCCCAGAGUGUGAAUUAUAGCUGGCUCAACCUGAGGGAGGAAGUGAAGAAGCUGACAGCUAGCAAAGGAGUCAACGUGGUCAUUGACACCAUCGGUGGGGACAUUUUCAAAGAGGCAUUGCACAGCCUUGCUUGGGAAGGCAGGAUUGUGGUGGUUGGUUUUGCUGGAGGAACUAUUCCUUCUAUCCCAGCCAACCUAUUGCUUCUGAAGAACAUCUCUGCCCUGGGACUGUACUGGGGCCGGUACCGGGAAGAGGAUUUCCCAGUCUGUUCUUCUGCACUCUCAUCUGUUCUUCAGUACUGCCAUGAGGGGCGAAUUCAACCUCACAUAGGAGCAGUAUUCAAACUAGAGGAGAUAAAUGAAGCCUUUGCACAUGUGAAGCAGCGUAGAUCUGUGGGAAAAGUGGUAAUCUCAGUUAGUUAAACUUACUCUUCUUGCGGAAACUUGCCCUUGCUCCAGUUGCAUCCUGCUGAAGAGAAAAAGGAUCACUGCCAUGAAAACCCCCAAUAAUUCAUCAAAAGUCCCAGGCUUUUUUAUUUAAUUUUAUUUUGGAUUAUGAAAGCAGACAGGUGCUGCUUGAACUUUGCUAUCCUGGCAAAGCUGUUUCCCCCCCCAACAUGGCUAUAGUUCCCACCAGAUAGGCAGAGGCAGGUCAGAAUCCAAGAUUUGUGAUGGUUUGUCCUUCUCUAGUCUGUCUUCUGUUUUCCUGCCAUUUUCAGAAAUAUUGAUGGAGCAGCAACGAUCUUGGCUAGUGUACAAAUCCUAGUGUGCAUCUCUCUGGCAGUAGAACAUACCCCUGGAAUACGUAAGCUCAGACCUUUGGCCUUGACAAAUUUUGCUGCUGUAGGCAAAUGUCUACUCUACCUCUCCAUUAAUCUGCCACUUCCCUUAUCUUAUCAGUGGGAUGCCCCAUGCCCUUGCAAAGCCUUGCAUUGUUGAGGUUGGGAGCUUCUCACGUGACCCUUGUAAGCCUCUGCUACAACUUUGUGUGAAGAGAGGUUGUCAGCAGCCCUUGAGUUGCUUCACCUGCAUUUCGGCCUCCCUCAUUCACGCUAUCCAUCCUUCUUCCUCUCUCCCGCUACUUGUUGCAUGGUGCAGAUUGUGCUCCCAGCACUGCUUCUGGUGGUGGGGCUCCAGGUGGCAUUCGCUGCAUUUAGCAGCACGCAAGUAAGAGAGGAAGGACAGAUGGAUGGAUGGCCUUGGAAUGUGGAUUAAGGAGAAGAGGCUUUUUCUAAUGGCCCUGCCCUCUGCAAGCCUUGAAAGGCAGCUGGGGUGAAAAGAGGUUGCCAGCAAGCUGCCGCCUCUUCCCAGCCUACCCACAGUUUAGGUGCUUCAGGUGGUGGAGCUGGGGGAGCAAGAUGAGGUGGCAUUUUGCACCUUGCCUCAGAUGUCCAACUAUCUUGGGCUGUCCCUCAUGUGUGGGGCACUUAUUGUCUUACUGCCAAUCUCAGUUUUUGUUUUAUGGAAAAGGGUAUGUAUCUAGCCUUCAAGAUGGUUAGGGGAAAUGAGCAGGUAUCUGGGCACUAUUUGCUAAAGGCUUGAAAUGAAAGUGUCUACAUUAGGCUUCCAUAUUUGUAGCACAGGCCUUGAAACAGCAUUCCACACACGUCUUUCUCUCUCUUUGAGGCUGUUCUCACAAGCAGGCAAGAUCAGAUUAGGGCAGCUAAGCCCAGGCUUGGCUGCCUGUGGGAACUGCCGGGAGCCGACUGGCUCCCAGUGGCAAACCUGCCUAAGGAGCCCGCCUCUUAAAUUAGAUCAAGGGAGGGAGCGAGUGCUCUCUUAACCCCGUUGAGCUGUUGGUCUGUCAGUGCCGGCUGCUUUCAGCUGGUGCUGAAAGACUGACAGGAGCCUGCCUGUUGCUGGGGGGAUCUCCACAAUGCAUUGCACACUCAUGUGGUGCACUUUGAGAUUUCUGGGGGCCAGGAUGACAUGUCUCGAAUCCCGCAGCUCCACACUGCCUAUAGCAGCUGCAAACCAUCUGGGCACAUGAUCUGCACACUCAGCAACUCCCUGUUGCUCAUUUGUGGGGAAGGUGAACUCCUGCCACGCGCCCUCAAGCCUGCUCAUUCAAUCCUAAAGGGCUCUUUUAUUCCCUUCCUAGGCCUUUUGAGUCAUUUCCUUGCAUACCCUUACACCCUCUUCAUCAAAUGGGUUUAUGUCUUUAGUAUCAGCUGAUUUUAGUGUCAGCUGCUUUGAUGUGCCUGGUUGGACAGAAAAAGCAAGAAAUCAAUUAUGAAAGUUAAAUAAUCCCUGCUUUCAAAUACUGCAAAAUACUCACAUCUUGUCAAAGAAAUAAAUUAGGAAAAUUA
Hemicordylus capensis (graceful crag lizard) is the source of this 3275-nucleotide messenger RNA. Its product is annotated as quinone oxidoreductase-like protein 2. Lineage: Eukaryota; Metazoa; Chordata; Lepidosauria; Squamata; Cordylidae. Bases 388 to 1389 code for a protein of 333 amino acids. The transcript has 11 exons. Gene Ontology annotation, cellular component: mitochondrion. The record is from RefSeq and is a predicted model, not a curated record. Gene Ontology annotation, molecular function: oxidoreductase activity.